This is a messenger RNA of Zalophus californianus (California sea lion), 4338 nucleotides long. It is a transcript of the gene SPIDR, whose product is annotated as scaffold protein involved in DNA repair. The transcript is spliced from 19 exons. Lineage: Eukaryota; Metazoa; Chordata; Mammalia; Carnivora; Otariidae. Gene Ontology annotation, biological process: regulation of establishment of protein localization to chromosome; double-strand break repair via homologous recombination. The record is from RefSeq and is a predicted model, not a curated record. Gene Ontology annotation, cellular component: nucleoplasm; nuclear chromosome. Bases 107 to 2740 code for a protein of 877 amino acids.
UAUGGCGCGCCCUGAGCGUUCGGAGGCGCGCAGCCUUCAGGCGCCUUGAGCUGGAGGCGUGCGUUUGGGGGACCUGAGCGCGUGGGCGGAGGCGGUGUGCCUGGAGAUGCCCCGCAGAGGUAGCUCUAGUGGCCGGAAGAGAAAAAGAAAUUGGGAUAUAGAAAACCCAUCCUUUCCAGGAGGGAGUCCACUGAAGUUCAGAAGAGCAGGUCUCAGGACAGUGGGGGCAGUUGCUUCCCUCUCUGAAGCAUGGCUCAGAUGUGGAGAAGGAUUUCAGGACACUUCUGAGACUCUGUCAUUAACAGCUGAAAAGGAGAUUGUUACAGAAGAGCACCUCGAAUUAUCCCCUCAACCCAAGAAAGAUGAACUACAGUUUAUUGACUGGGAGAUUGACAGUGACAGGGAAGAUACUAGUGAGUAUAAUGAAUUUGAAGAUGGUGAGAGUGUUGUGGAAAUAUCAGACUGUGCUUCUUGUUCAAGCACUCAUUCUGUGACUAGUGAAGAGAGGCUCUCUGAGCUUGUGAAGAGUUCUACAGAAAUUUUGGAAUAUUCAUCAGAUAGUGAAAAGGAAGAUGACUCAGAGAAUGUCUUGUUCAUUGAUUCUGAAUCCUCUCCCAAAUACCACAUGGAUUUUGGAUCUGAUGAUAGACAGAUGGAGAGACUGAUAAGGCCGAGGGUGAAAUCUGCAGAGACCAUUUUGUACACACCCCAAAAACAGACGUUUCCCAGGAUUCCAGACAGAUCAGCAAACAAGAAGAAGCUUCUAAGAGGCGGGCUAGCAGAAAGACUAAAUGGCCUGCAGAAUCGAGAGAGGUCUGCCAUUUCUUUGUGGAGACAUCAAUGUGUUUCUUACCAAAAGACACUUUCAGGUAGAAAAUCGGGUGUAUUAAUUGUGAAAAUUCUAGAGCUGCAUGAGGAAUGCACCAUCCAAGUUGCCAUGUGUGAGCAUUUAGCAGGGCUGCAGGCCAACAGCCCUUCUCAAGGUGAGGCCCCUAGGACUGGCCUGAAGGUUCUGUUCACUAAGGAGACUGCUCACCACCUCAGGGGACAUCCCCAAGACAUUGUCCAUAUCUACCCUCCCUGGCAAAAACUUAUUGUACCAAAUGGAAGUUGCCCUGUUAUUCUGAAUACUUAUUUUUGUGAGAAAGUUGUUGCCAAAGAAGAUUCAAAAAUAAUACAUGAAGCACACUGUUGGGACACACUCCUUCCAAGAAGUAUCACUUUGGCUCAAAUGUUUAGAUUUAGGAAUCUAACAUAUAAAUCACCUGAAAGCCAGGUUAUGUGUAGUGGUCUCACUACAAUGUGGACAGACUGCACCCAUGGACAUGAGGAAGCCAAACAGCACUUCCCAGCCCAAGCUCUCCUGAGGGAUUCUCUCCUGGAUGCAGUGGAAAGCCAGGGAGCUGCCACAUGGUCAGGAGUUGGGGUCCGAGUAGUGGUACAGAGAGUUUACUAUCUUCCCUGCAGAUAUCAGCAGGGAGGUGGUUCAGCUGCUCCACCUGGAUCAGACUUACCUAGAGUUCGAGUCUGCCUUCUCGUGCAAGAUGCCUAUGGGAUGUUCAGUGAAGUGCACUCUGAGGGCACCAUCUUGAAGGACCAACAGUUGGAAGGAAAGUCCUGCAGCCUGAUGGGAAUGAAGGUUCUACAGAAGGCUACCAGAGGAAGGACAGCAGGGCUUUUCAGUUUGAUCGAUACCAUGUGGCCUCCAGUGAUGCCUCUGAAAGCACCUGGCCAUGGCCGAGCCUGUGAAGAGGUAAAAAUUCAUGUGCCUCCUCCUAGCUUCUGUUACAUCCUCACUGCUCAUCCAAAUGUGGGACAAAUUGAAAUAAUUGAAGAAGACCCCAUUUCUAAGCUUUACCAGCCUCCAGUUCCCCGCUUCUUAAGAGAAAUUUUCCAGACUAAUGAUCUUAGUACCCGUUGCAGUUUCUAUGCCAGAGUGAUUUAUCAAAGACCACAGGUAAACAGUUUGCUUCCUCUGCAGCAAAGGGAGAUUUGGCUGAUGGUGACUGAUGUCACCCUGCAGAUGCAGGAUGAGAAUAACUCUGGCCUCCCCAAAACCAUGCCAGUCUGUGUGGCCCCCUCAUGUGUGUUGAGCCAGGAAGUCCUGAAAGCGCUCACCGAGGCUGUCUCUCACAGCUUUCUCUUCAGGGAUACUCUCCGAGCCCAGGGUCGGAUUGUUUGUGUUGAACGAAGUGUCCUCUUGCUUCAAAAGCCCCUUUUGGGUGCGGGCUCCGGUGCUUGCUCCUGUGAACUGACUGGCCCUGUGAAGCUCAAUGAACUGGAUUCUGUCACUCAGGUCAACUCCGUUUGCAGCGUUCAAGGCACUGUGGUUGGUGUGGACGAGAGCACUGCUUUCUCCUGGCCCACUUGCGACCUGUGUGGCAACGAGAGAUUGGAACAGAGCCCAGGAAACAGAGGCACCUUUUCCUGUGGGGACUGCUCCCGUGUGGUCACCUCUCCUCGCCUCAGAAGGCACCUGCAGGUGUUCCUGGACUGUCCGUCUCGACCGCAGUGCACAGUGAGGGUCAAGCUGUCCCAGGCCAGUAUUUCUUCACUCCUGAGGUUUGCCGCCUGCGAGGAUGGGAGUUAUGAAGUGAAGAGUGUCCUCGGAAAGGAGGUGGGGUUGUUGAAUUGUUUUGUCCAGUCCAUAACCACCCACCCAGCUAGCUGCGUUGGAUUGGAGGAAAUUGAGCUCCUGAGUGCAGGAAGAGCCUCUUCCGAACACUGCCGGUUGCCGUAGGAUUUGUGAACUUUGUGAUGCAGUUGCAAUGGUGGUGGAGGUGGUGGCGGCUUGGGGUAGUUAUUUGUUAACUAUGGGCAGAGCAAAUGUAUGAUCUUGAAAUGGAACUUAAGAUUUUUCUGGGUCAAAUGUUAGUAAGAUGAUUUUGUGAACUAAACAUCAAAAUACUUUUUCCUUGUUUUUGCAAAUUUAGGAAUAUGUUAUUAAAACUUAAUAAGCCUGAGGUAUUCAUUUUGUAUUUCAUCUUAGUCAAUAAUAUUAAAACAGCAAGAAAAAAAUUUCGUUCACUUGUAAUUUUUUAAGUGUUUAAAUUUUACCAUGAUCCAACGUUUUUCUUGUAGUUAUUUAACACUGUCCCAAAGAAUACCCUGCAAAGCUGAAACAUUUGUCCUAAAUUGUAGUAUUACUGUUCUACACAGUACAUGUCCAACUUAGGCAUUUUGCAGUUUAAUAUUUUUUGGAAAAUGUUCUGGUAAACUGUGUCAGAGGUAAAACUGUUACCCAUAAAGUAUAGAUAAGUUACCUGGUGUGAUUAUCACCAUACUGCACAGAGGUAUAGAUAGCUCACUCUAGAUAGGCCUGUUUAAUCUUGUGGGUACUGUGCACAGAGAGCCAAGGUAACAGAUUCAAGAAGAGUGAUUGGUUAUUGUUUGCUUUGUUGGCAGAGAUUUAAAUUAACAUUAAAUGAUGAAUAAAUUAUCUUUAGACAAAGAUUGUUUCCUCCCUUGUAAUAAUAUAAUCAUGACAGGCCAUGGUUAUUGAUUACCUAAUACAGACCUAGCAGCCCAGAGCAAGAAAAGGUGCCUAGUACCCACUUUAACUGGGAGAAAGGCAAACGGCUUUAUUUGUCCUGAUUAAGUUUUGAAACACUACAAUGCCUGGCAAGAUAGCCGGUUUUGAGUAGCUUUUUGACUGUCCUUUGCAUCUACUACAACAGGACUAUUUUGUACUUAAUACCCACUUUGAGAAAUGUAUUCAAAGCAGUACAUAAGACUGAGGAAAGUGAAAGCAAAGUCCCAUGAAAGUCAAAGAUUAGUCAGACAUGCUUUUCGGAUAACCAGAGCCCUCCACUACCCCCUCACCCCUCGAGCAGCCAACUAAAAUUAGGGCGCCCUUCAGCUCUUCAUAGAGCCCCUAAAUCAGCUCAGGGACAGUCGGCCAGCCAGCCCCCUCCCCAACUCGGGCUACUUUGGGAGCACCUUCCACCAGAAAGCUGCUAGCUUAACAUGAGCUUAGUCGUGCUUCGCCGAUCUUAGGCAGAUAUGUAACAUUUGUAGGUAGACUGUGGCUGGUUUCAAAAGCAAAGCAGACCCCCUCUUCUAGGGACCUUGGUUCCCCCUCAUGUACACACACCUGGGUCCCGCGGCCUCCCCGGUGCCUUGCUGCAUGCCCUUCCCCAGCGAGGUCCUGGGGGCUACCAGCGUUCAGGAGUCACUGUGAAUACCGGAAUCGGGUGGUUUUAAAUGCUUCUUUAUUCUUACAAAUACUGUAAAAAUUAAUAUAAAAAAGUGAGCAUGCUCAGUCUUUUCCCCUUAUCUACAAUACAAAGGAUUUGUCUGAAAAGUCUUUUUUCUUACAAAUGUACCUUAGCUGCAUCA